This is a messenger RNA of Chara braunii, 2179 nucleotides long. The record is from the annotation of a GenBank genome assembly. Lineage: Eukaryota; Viridiplantae; Streptophyta; Charophyceae; Charales; Characeae.
AGAUUUCUCUUCGAGGCAGCAGCUUAAGGAAUGCCGGGAAGGACGGCAAUGGUGAUGCGAGUAGAAGAGCAACUGGUAAGCGCAGGAUACACUGUGACAAUACUUCUCCGAGCAUACCUAGACGAGGACUUGACGGCGAGCGAAUGCGGACGGCGAGCUAGGGAAUUGAUUCACGAGCGUAGAGCUGGUAUACUUGCGCGAGUAACCUUCCAGACCUCAAUCACCUAUGACGUGAUGGUAUGGUCUCGUGGUUAUAUGCRCGCAGAGCACUUCCACGACGAGACUGUAGCGGAAGCUGGAGCGAGGGGCCCGAUGGAACUCGACACGAUGGGGUCACAACCGAUCAUGAGCGAAGUGGGAGAAGAGUACAGGACAUCGCCCGAUCGAGCCCUGAGAGAUCUCAAGAACCGAAUUAGGCGUGAAGCGCCGCUGAGAUGGGCCGACCAAACCAAUGACGAAGGGCCCGAUGAAAGGGGCGAACCGGCAGUGACAGAGCCGCGGGGAGCUCUAAAGACAGGCAUCUCGAGCGAAYGGCGGGAAGUGACGAGGAGACGCUCUCCCGAGUACGAGCGAAGAGACACCACAGCGGACAGGCACGGAGACGACUGGAGAGAGAGUUUGASGGAUUCCUAUUGGAGGGACAGAGAUAGAGACAGGGCGCCGCCCAGGCGAGUCUUCGACCCCCAGACAAGGGAGUCGCAUCCGCUUCCUUACGAGAGCAAGGAUCGCUAUAUUAUCACACACAAGGCCUCGGAGCCUCCUACUUUCAGGGGCUAUGGUAUCACUGAAUAUCUGGAGAAGUGGGAGCUUCACGCCUGCCGGAGUCGGUGGUCAGAGGAAGAGAUUAUAGAGAACUUCCUAUUUAACGUGGACCCAAGUCUCGGUAGGGAAGUCAAAGAAGCUCGACCAAAGGAUGGAAGAUGGGCUACUUACAAGAAGAAUCUCGUAGAGCUUUACAAAUUAGAGGAUAACAAGUAUUCCAUCAGAGACCUAGAAACAAUAAUUCAAGAAGAAGAUGAGAGCGUGCGGGCAUUUGGGAUGCGUUUCCAUAAGAUCUCUGACGUGCUGAUGAAGAAGGGGAAGAUCUCUGAGGUCAAGCGCUUCAAGAACUGCAGCUCUGACCUGCUCUUGGGACGGACGUGGCUAAGCCACGUGCAUGCGGUGACGAUAGAGCGACCUGACGGGAGUCAGACAUUGUCCAUUAAGAAGCCAGACGGGACGCGAGUGAUGAUUGAGACGGUGGAGCCUCAGGACCCGAGGAACAGAGCAGCUCUCGCUGUGGGUGCGAGACCCAGUGAUCAGGUUAGGUCUUUACCUAUCUCCAGCCGCGCGGUGCGAUUUCGCAAGAAGGAGUAUGGACCACUGCUCACAGAGGAAGAAGGCCGAAUCGUCGAGGUAGAAGAUUUAGGGAGUCGGUUAAUAGUGGAUGGCAACUCAUACCCAAAGGAAGAAGAUGAGGAAUUAGGCGGUGUGGUAUCCAAGGAGAAGGAAGAAGUUAUCGCUUUCCUGAAAGAGAAGAUGGUAUCCCAUGUCGCGGAGCCGUCUGAUAGUGCUUAUGCAAAUCGAUGGUUCUUCCUGCGUAAGCCGAAUGGCAAGAUCCGAUGGAUCCAGGACCUUCAGAAGGUCAACGCGGUGACGAUACGAGACGUGGGCUCCGUGCCACACGCCGAUUUAUUGGCAGAAGGCGCAGCCGGUAGGUCGAUCUAUUCGGUCUGUGAUCUGUUCUCAGGCUAUGAUGAGGUACCGCUUGACCCUAGGGACAGGCACCUCACGGCUAUGCAUACGCCAUUGGGACUAAUUCAGAUGAUGGUCGUCCCUAUGGGUUGGACUAAUGGGAUAGCCGUUUUUCAGAGAACCAUGGUAGAUGUCCUCAAGAACUUCAUCCCUGAUAAGGUUGAAGUUUUUCUGGAUGACUUCCCUAUAAAAGGGCCAGUAGACAGGGAUGAGACGGAGGUCAUACCUGGAGUCAGGAGAUUCGUCGAGCAGCAUCUAACAGAUAUUUCCGCAGUGCUCGAGCAGCUGGACGAUGCCAAUUUAACAGUUAGCGGAACAAAGAGCCGAUGGGCCGUUUCAACUAUAAAGAUCUUGGAGUUUAUAUGUGACUCGAGAGGGUGACGAGCAGACCCAACGAAGUUAGACAAACUUCUGAACUGGCCGUCGCCGCUACAUAGCGCAACCG